AUGUCACUCACACGAGUAGCUUCCAUCGAUGGCUUCGAACGAGAGAGAAGAGGGUCCAGCGUCUCUUCGCAGCGAAGAAUGAGUUUCAACCCUGUGACUGAAUGGAUGCCGCCCAAAGACCGGAAAGCCAGUAUCGUCUCAAUUGCCUUGCAGUUUGAAGAGGUUUCCAAACGAAAACGCAUACUCCAGGUUGCCAUUGCCAUAUUAUACUGCCUCUUCGCGGCCGGAAUAGUAUUCGGUUACGCAGCCAUCAAACCUGUCUUGAUCGAUGAAGGCGUCUUCAAAGACCUGUGUACCCCAGAAGAGGUAGACAAGCACGUCUCGCCAUGUUACAAGCAAGAGAUCCGGUUGAACUUGAUGUUCACCGUAGCAGCAGUCUCAACCAACGUCGCCGCCCUCCCUAUCGGCACUAUCCUUGACAAGUACGGUCCCAAAGUCUGCGGUAUCAUAGGCAGCAUCUUCCUCACCGCGGGAGCACUGCUCUUUUCCUUCGCUACCAAAGUCGAUGGGGACCUCUUUACACCAGGCUACUUCUUCCUCGCCCUUGGUGGUCCUUUCGUCUUCAUCUCUUCUUUUCAACUCUCCAACACCUUCCCCCAAAACUCCGGCCUCAUCCUUGCGCUCCUGACGGGUGCGUUCGACUCCUCAUCGGCUCUCUUCCUUGUAUUCCGCCUCGUCUAUGAAGCUACCGGCGGGAAACUCAACACCCACCGCCUCUUCCUCCUCUACCUCAUCGUCCCCAUAUUCAUUUUCAUUGUCCAGGUUUUCGUCAUGCCAAAAGAAUCUUACAAAACUGUCAGCGAAGUGGUCAAGGACGCCGAAGAGGAAGUCAAUGCUCCUACUCCCCCCGAGGCCUCCGAAGAAGAACGCCGCACUCUUCACGACCGAAGGGAAAGCACCAUCCAAGAGAUCUCGCUCCUGCUGGACAAGUCGACCAAUACAAAGCGUCAGAAGCGAGAAGAGCACAAGAAUGCCAAAUCUGGAGUGUGGGGAGCUAUGCAUGGCUACACCGCUCUUCAGCAGAUCAAAUCUCCAUGGUUCUGGCUCAUCACACUUUUUACGGUCGUGCAGAUGACACGGAUAAAUUACUUCGUCGCCACGAUCCGGCCGCAAGAACGUUACCUUCUGGGUUCCGCCCACAAAGCGAAAAUGGUCAAUGACUUUUUCGACGUGGCACUUCCCCUUGGAGGUGUGCUGAGUAUCCCUUUUAUUGGCGUCUUGCUGGACAACACAUCCACGCCCUUUGCCUUAGGAUUUCUCGUGGUCGCAGCCACCAUUAUUGGCAUAUUGGGCUGCCUCCCUUACAUGUGGGCCGCCAUCGCCAACGUUUGCCUCUUUGUCGUAUAUCGACCCUUUUAUUAUACCACCGUCUCAGAUUAUGCCGCCAAAGUAUUCGGAUUUCAAACUUUCGGCAAAGUCUACGGCCUCAUCAUCUGCCUGGCGGGACUUUUCAACUUCUUGCAGAGUCCCUUGGAUGCCGUUACGCAUGUCGUGUUUAAGAAUAACCCCGUGCCGGUCAAUGUGAUCCUCAUGAGUGUGGCGGUGAUUGUGGGCGCGGCGUUGGUCACGUUCACCGCGGUCCGAGCGAGGACAAUGAAGAGGGACCUCUUGGAGGAUGAGGCCGAGGGAGCAACCGAGUCGUUAAUGCCCGGUGCCAUGGCGAAUGGGAAUGGCUAUGGGACGUGA
This is a messenger RNA of Cladophialophora psammophila CBS 110553, 1686 nucleotides long. RefSeq lists its product as uncharacterized. Gene Ontology annotation, molecular function: transmembrane transporter activity. Lineage: Eukaryota; Fungi; Ascomycota; Eurotiomycetes; Chaetothyriales; Herpotrichiellaceae. The transcript has 2 exons. Bases 1 to 1686 code for a protein of 561 amino acids. The record is from RefSeq and is a predicted model, not a curated record. Gene Ontology annotation, biological process: transmembrane transport. Gene Ontology annotation, cellular component: fungal-type vacuole membrane.